GUGGGACGGACCCUUUUUAUUUUACACUUUGGCCCUUUGAUUUGUCACUCCUGCGCCACCACGCAUCAGCUAUGCCACCGCAGUAGACACCGUGAUACGCAGACAACAACAACAACAAUAGCGACAACGGCUGUAACAAUAACAACGUUUAUAAAAUAGAGCCGCAAGGCCGCAUGAGGUUCAUUGCGUGGCCUCGCCCAGAAGAAUCAACUUAACAUUGGCGACUAAAACAAAACAGCCACGUGAACGAGUGCUGCGUUGUUGGCUCAGCAUUGACAGAAGCCGAAAGCUAUUCAAAGCCAUGGCACCAAAGCGCAAAGCAGCAUCGGCAAAGGGCAAACGGCAGAAGAAAGUGAAAGCUGAGGUUGAACCCGAGGUCCCCCCCGCUGUGGACAAGGUCACUGAGACUCGCAAAGCUCUCAAGACUGAACCUGGCAGCAAAGCAAAGGCCAAGAUUGACUCCGCUUGCAAUCUGGCUAACAAAACGGGCCUCGAGGUGCACGAAGACUAUGACUGCAUGCUCAACCAGACCAACAUCGGCCACAACAACAACAAGUUCUACAUCAUCCAGCUCAUCGCAGGCGAUGGAAAAUUCUACACGUGGACACGCUGGGGCCGUGUGGGCGAGGGCGGACAAAACGCCAUGAAGACCUUCGGCAACGUGGCCGAGGCCAUCAAAGACUUCGAGAAGAAGUUCAAGGACAAGACCAAGAACAACUGGCAGCAACGUGACGAGUUCACGGCGCACCCUGGCAAGUAUACGCUCAUCGAGAUGCAGCACGAAGACGAUGAGGAGGAGGGAGAAAAGCCUGUGGUCUCGGUGGAUGCUGUGGAUGGCAGCCUCACGAAGAAGGUGAUAAAGCCCUGCUCCUUACCGAAGCAGACACAGGACCUCAUGUCGCUCAUCUUCAGCAACGACAUGUUCAAGGAUGCCAUGAAGGAGAUGAAUCUGGACGUGAAAAAGAUGCCCCUGGGGAAGCUGAGUAAGGCUCAGAUCGGCCGUGGGUUUGACGCCCUGGAGGCCAUCGAGGAGGCCCUGCGUACGGCUGCGGGUCAACGCAACCUUGAGAGCCUCAGCUCCACCUUCUUCACCAUCAUCCCGCACAACUUUGGGCGCAUGCGGCCGCCCGUGAUCAAUUCGCAAGAGAUAAUCCGUAACAAGAAGGACAUGCUGCUGGUGCUGGCAGACAUCGUCCUGGCGCAAUCGCUCCAGGCUGAUAAGGAUCGCGCGGCAGCAGCGGCAGGGGGCGAGGGAGACGUGGGCACCGUCGUGGAGGUCCCACACCCCCUCAACGCCGACUACGACCUGCUCAAGUGUGAACUCGAGCUGCUGGGGGAGAACUCGCACGAGCUGGCAGUGAUUAAGCAGUACGUGGCAGCCACAGCUCCCUCCUACAUGAAAGUCAACUGCGUGUGGAAAGUCAACAGAGAGGGAGAGUGCGAGCGAUUCAAGGCUCACGAAGAGCUGUCGAACCGCCGUCUGCUCUGGCAUGGCACCAACAUUGCGGUGGUGGCAGCCAUCCUGAAGAGCGGCCUGCGCAUCAUGCCACACUCGGGCGGGCGGGUGGGACGCGGAAUCUACUUCGCGUCGCAGAACGAGAAGUCGGCACAAUACAUGGGCUAUGCCUGUGAUGGCCGGGGAGUGAUGUUCCUGAAUGAGGUGGUGCUGGGGAAUGAGUUCACCAUCACGAAGGAUGACUGCAGCUUGAAGCAGGCGCCCGCAGGCUACGACAGCGUGGUGGCACGUGGUCAUGUCGAGCCAGACCCCAAGAAGGACGUGAUCCUGGAACUAGAUGGAAAGCAGGUGACUGUGCCCCAGGGUCGCCCGGUGCAGGUCGCAAAGUUCAAGCAGAGCAACUUCAGCCACAGCGAGUACCUGGUGUACAACGAGAACCAGUGCCGUAUCCGCUACCUGCUGCUCGUCAGCAAUAAGUGACCGCCGGCACCACGUGCCAGAACAGAGUGCUCGGCUCUGUGGGAAAGGUGGUGGUAAACGACGUUGAUGAUGGUUCAACACAGGGGGGGAAACACAUAGACGGGGGCAGACGUGGGUGGAGGUGUGUGUGUAUGUAUGCCGUGUGAUAAAUACACACACUAUACAUAUAUACUGUAGAGUUGAUAUAUUUAUGCAGGGUGUCCAUUAUUGCUAUUUAAUUUAAAUUACGAGCUGGGACUAUGUCGUUAAAUCCACACACUCAGUAGCAUGGAAAAUGUUUACCACUUGAGUUUUUUCGCUACAAACCUCGACAUGCUCACCGUGGCGUUGACAGCACGCUGGGGUACCGAGAUUUGAGAAUAAAAAGGCGCUCUCUGAUAUCUGGA
Messenger RNA from Petromyzon marinus (sea lamprey), 2322 nucleotides. RefSeq names its product poly(ADP-ribose) polymerase family member 3 (gene PARP3). Gene Ontology annotation, cellular component: site of double-strand break; nucleolus. The record is from RefSeq and is a predicted model, not a curated record. Gene Ontology annotation, biological process: double-strand break repair; protein poly-ADP-ribosylation. Gene Ontology annotation, molecular function: NAD+ poly-ADP-ribosyltransferase activity. NCBI's taxonomy places the organism in Eukaryota, Metazoa, Chordata, Hyperoartia, Petromyzontiformes, Petromyzontidae.